This is a messenger RNA of Myotis myotis, 2338 nucleotides long. RefSeq names its product solute carrier family 35 member F2 (gene SLC35F2). The coding region runs from base 213 to 1544 and encodes 443 amino acids. The transcript has 8 exons. Gene Ontology annotation, cellular component: membrane. Gene Ontology annotation, biological process: transmembrane transport. NCBI's taxonomy places the organism in Eukaryota, Metazoa, Chordata, Mammalia, Chiroptera, Vespertilionidae. The record is from RefSeq and is a predicted model, not a curated record. Gene Ontology annotation, molecular function: transmembrane transporter activity.
AGCGAGGGCACGCGGCAUAAGCUGUCGCGCCUGGUUUGCUGGUUUUACACCAGGACCAUAAAAACCUGGGAUGCGUGCUGGGUGCCACCCAACUCCGAGGCUCGCCUGCCAGGGCGGAAAAAAAGCGCCCUUUCCCCGCCGCCGCCCCGGCCCCGCCGCCGGGCUGUAAUCGGCCAAUGAAUCCCCGUCUGGCCCUCGGGGCUUGACAGUUAAUGAUUUGCCGCAGCCCGAGCCGGCGGGGGAAGCCGGGGGACCGGGCGAGCGGGCGCGCGGGCGCAGGGGCCGGGCCGAGCCGAGCCCCGCCGGCCUCACAGGCGCCGCCUCCCGUCUUCCGGGCCCCGGGCACAUCGGGGGGUUCCGGGCGCAUCGGGGGGGUUCCGGGCUCGGAGACCGCGGGCGCCCCGAUGGAGGCAGCCCCUCCGGCGGGGCCCGGCGCCCCGCAGCCGCAGCCGCAGCCGCAGCCGCAGGCGCAGGGAUCCGCGGACUGGGUCGCCGGUCUGCUGCGCAGGCUGCGGGGCAAACUCUUCACCUGGAAUAUUUUGAAAACAAUUGCCCUGGGUCAGAUAUUGUCCUUGUGUAUAUGUGGAACAGCCAUCACCAGCCAGUAUUUGGCAGAAAAAUAUGAAGUGAACACCCCCAUGCUUCAGAGCUUUAUCAACUAUUGCUUGCUGUUUCUAGUUUAUACAGUGAUGCUGGCAUUUCAAUCAGGCCCUGAUAGCCUUUUACACAUCUUGAAAAGAAAAUGGUGGAAGUACAUCCUGCUGGGCCUAGCAGACGUGGAAGCGAAUUACCUGAUUGUCAAAGCAUACCAGUACACAACUCUCACCAGCGUCCAGCUUUUGGAUUGCUUUGGAAUUCCUGUGUUGAUGGCUCUCUCCUGGUUCAUCCUUUAUGCAAGAUACAGAGUGAUCCAUUUCGUUGCCGUGGCUAUCUGUCUGCUGGGCGUAGGAACUAUGGUUGGUGCAGACAUACUAGCAAGGAGAGACAAUUCAGGCAGCGAUGUACUGAUGGGUGACAUCUUCGUCCUGGUUGGGGCUUCCCUCUAUGCCAUUUCUAAUGUGUGUGAAGAGUACAUUGUGAAGAAGCUGAGCAGGCAGGAGUUUCUGGGAAUGCUGGGCUUAUUUGGAACGAUCAUCAGUGGCAUACAGCUAUUGCUUAUGGAAUAUAAGGAUAUUGCCAGCAUUCAUUGGGACUGGAAAAUUGCCCUGCUGUUCGUGGCAUUUGCCCUCUGUAUGUUCUGCCUGUACAGCUUCAUGCCACUGGUGAUUAAAGUUACCAGUGCCACCUCAGUGAACCUGGGCAUCCUGACAUCUGACCUCUACAGCCUUUUCUUUGGGCUCUUUCUCUUUGGCUAUACGUUUUCUGGGCUCUACAUCCUGUCUUUCGCCAUCAUCAUGGUGGGCUUUAUUCUGUACUGCUCCACCCCCACGCGCACGGCGGAGCCGGCCGAGAGCAGCGUGCCCCCCGUCACCAGCAUUGGCAUCGACAACCUGGGCCUGAAGCUGGAGGAGAACCUCCAGGAGACCCACUCCGCAUUCCUGUAGCUGGAGAAGAAGGGGCGCCGUCCCCCCGAGGCCUCCUGGGAAACGAGAGCUGCCACUGGGACAAAGCAGAGCCUGCUGACUGCCGAGUGGAAACCUGGGAAAUGAUCGGACUGAGAGCAAACACUCGGAGCAUCGGAUUGGAUCCACCGGUUCGAUUUUACAAAGGGAUGUCCCACAAGUAGAAAUACCAAGAUGAAGCAGAAGCCAAGGCGAGGGCUGUGCUUCUGUGUGUGAGGGCCAACACUGUUAGUGUCAGGAGACAGGGUUUGGCCCCGUUCUGGGGUCUGGGAGGCACAGGUGGGCGAGCAGGAUGGGGCAGAACCCACACAGGAGCCAGCCUCAGAACAGGGCUGUCGAGGCUGGGCUGGUGGGCAGGAGUAGGGGCGGUCCAGGGCCGUUUUGGAGCGGGUUUCCUCUCGGUUUUGUCCUUCUCAGGCAGCCGUUGAGGUCUGGGGACUGCUUGCACACGGCAGGAAAGCGGGUGGGGCAGCCCAGGAGAAUCCUGAGACACAGUGAGCGCCAUAGACGCUUUGGAGUGGAGUGCCCUAAACCUAGGGACCCUCUCUUCGUGGUUAAAGAGGAUGCUACCCCACUUCUUACAACUAUUUACGCUCCGUGAGAUUUUUAUGAUCCUUCUUCAAUGAAAGUGUUCAUAGGCAGCAUCAUUAUGAUACCAACUACCAGUGUGCAACUUUACAGAAACUGCAUGUAAGCUUUUUUUGGAUAAAAAUAUAAUAAAAGAAAUUGAGGGUAAGUGUUCAUAUUAUUAAAAGAUUUCUGAUUUCAUGGCAAUA